AGAACGACUAGAGAUUCUGUUAGAGACUGUAACACCUCCCUCCGAUUUCACCUACCCUUCAAAUCUUCAAAGCCGGUCAUCGUCGUCUCUCUCAAAUCGCCGAGCACACAACAACCGUCAUCUCCAACCAAUUCAAUACCAAACCUCUUCGCGAAGCUUCGUUCCAGCCUCGACCUCAGGUUCAUAGCUAUGGGCUUGGCAUCGGCUAGUACCGCCCCAGAAGCUAUGCAAUUGUGUGUGUUUGAUUUGCGGAGGGGCCAAAACGAAGGGCAGGAGUUGGAUAAGAUACUCUUCUUCUAUCCUGCUGACUUGCCUUUCUCAGCUCAGUUCUCUGUGAUUGGGCUCAGUGAAGGACUCAUCACAUUCACCAGGAUCUUCUCUCCGGAGGCUGCUUGUGAGGCCAUAGAGGCAGACAGGCAUUCACACGUUUUUUACGAGGCCGAAUCCGAUAUCUGGAUGGUUAUGGUAGUGGAGAAGAGCAUGGAGUACGAAGCGAAAUGGAGAACCGAUGCAUUAAGAAAGGUUCUUAAGGAAGUGCAUUCUCUUUUUGUGAUGUUUCAUGGCUCUGUGAGAGCGAUGCUGGAUAGAGACCCGGGGGGAGUGCUAGCAAGAUCUCAUUUGUACCCUUUCGUCAUGGAUUAUCUUGGUGAUUUUCUUGUUGGGAAGAAACUACUGAUGCCAUCGUUCCGUGACUCGUUGAAGGAGCGUGGAACUGUGCAGAUGCUUACUGUAGGACGGGAGGCCGCAAUUGAAGUUCAGUCGCUUGUCAGGGUACUUGAACCUAGUACCGGGAACUUGCCUUGUCAUUCACUAAUCUUGUUUCAGGACUUGUUGGUAUCGACAACACUUUCUCCUGAUGACACUGUAAAUCUAUUUGCAUAUGCUGUUUCAAGGUUGACACCCCGUGCUUUGUCCUCUGGAGCGAGUUCCUGGUCCUAUUUACGCAAAGGGGCUACAUCUAAUGUUCCCUCAGGUUCUAUCUUGUCCCGUUCGGGUGCUGCUCUUGAACAGUAUCAUGGCUCACACAACAAUUCUUCUGCUGGAGACAACAGUUCUCGUAUCAUACGGCCAUUGAAGCAGGACAAGUGGUCCAAAGGGAAGGAUGGUUUUCUUGCGACUGAUAUUUGGGGUGCAGAGCCUAGUAUUGGGGUGUCUGCCGCUCCAACAGUAUUUCUCCAUCAGUCAGAGGAAAGGAUGUAUCUGUGUGCCCAUCAGCAUAAAAGCCUCACCUUAAUCUUUCUCAUUCCUGUUUCUUCAGUACUAAAUGGGGAGCAAGGUCUUUCUACAGUGAAGCAGCAAGUUCUUGAGAAUGUAUCCACAAAGCUGUUCAAAGUUGAAGAAAAACUAUCAAAAGGAUGGGGCGGUGAGAACGCGUAUCAUGUUAGUGGAUAUCGGUAUUUACUAGUGGAUGGAGACAGAAAUCUAUCCAGGGCUUCUCCACCAGGAAAGGUCACAACCCUUAGUAAGGAGUCCUUACUUGCCUUAAGUAAGGUUAGAGAAGAAGUUGAUAGAGAAAAGAGUAGAGCACUGUGGGAUAACGCUGGUCAUGAAAAAGAGUUGGAAGUUAGCAUCAGAGCGAAAAACAAUGCUUGGGUCAUAGCUCGGGUAACAAGAGGAAAGGAACUUUAUAUGGUUCUGGAAAAAGCCAAUGAAACCCUUCUUUACGCCUCUGAUGCUGUUGAGAAGUUCAGCAACAGGUACUGUGGUGGAGCUUUCUCGUUGAAUUAGGGAAAAUUUCAUGGAUUAUGAUAUACGUACAAACAUCAUAAACAUUGGACCAAGCAAUCUCAUAUUUCCUGCCUCUGCUCCCCCAAGUAAUGUCAGACUGCAUACUGUACAUUUCUGUGGAAUAACAGCUUCGAGAAUAAAUUAUCGAUUAUAAUCACUGGUACCUAUAUUUUUGUAUUGUUCAUUUAUAAGGUUCUGAUUAGUAUUAGCUUGAGUCGUCACAUGCUAGAGUUGAAAAUGAAGAGUAGGUGCUUAAGUUUCAGUUGUCAGUUGGGUUCUAAUGCUAUUAGCUCAUAAUCUGUAUGUUGUUGACUUGUUUCGGAAAAAAAAAGAGAAAGAUGCUGUUGUAACAUGAAAGGUGUUAAUGCCGUAUAAAAUUU
This is a messenger RNA of Fragaria vesca subsp. vesca, 2108 nucleotides long. RefSeq names its product vacuolar fusion protein CCZ1 homolog B-like. Gene Ontology annotation, cellular component: intracellular membrane-bounded organelle; Mon1-Ccz1 complex. Bases 190 to 1728 code for a protein of 512 amino acids. Gene Ontology annotation, biological process: vesicle-mediated transport. The record is from RefSeq and is a predicted model, not a curated record. The transcript is spliced from 10 exons. NCBI's taxonomy places the organism in Eukaryota, Viridiplantae, Streptophyta, Magnoliopsida, Rosales, Rosaceae.